UUCAAUACACGUAUGGCUAUUUCUUUCACUCAGAGCAGCAAAACCCUCAGAAAAUCUCCCGCGCUUCUCUCCGGACAGCUUCGAUCGAUCCGGCGUCAAGCCGGCUUUACCUGCUCGAUGGCAAACACGGUUAGGGUUGGCGCAGUUCAGAUGACAUCUACCGAUGAUCUCGACGCUAAUUACGCCACCUGUUCUCGACUUGUCAAGGAGGCAUGUGCUGCCGGAGUUAAAUUUUUGUGUUUUCCCGAGUGCUUCUCAUUUGUAAGUGCGAAGGAUGGAGAUUCUCUUAAGGUAUCAGAGCCAAUAGAUGGGCCAAUUAUGCAAAAAUACUGUUCACUUGCCAGGUACAUGAAAAAGAGUGCACAACUUCAAGGAACAGGUGGGGGAUCCCCCUCGUUGUUUCAUCAUUUGGUUGUUGAUUUCAGCCAUGCAGCCAUCGAGAUAGCCGUCGUCUGCUGUUUGCUGCUGAAAACUGUUGUUUUCAGUUAUUUGGUUCGCUGUUCAACUGUAGUUCACACCGCCUUUUCAACUGCCUUUCAUCUUCUUACGCUUGUAAUCACUUCAACGCAUUCCUAA
Messenger RNA from Phalaenopsis equestris, 576 nucleotides. RefSeq lists its product as uncharacterized. The record is from RefSeq and is a predicted model, not a curated record. Bases 13 to 576 code for a protein of 187 amino acids. Lineage: Eukaryota; Viridiplantae; Streptophyta; Magnoliopsida; Asparagales; Orchidaceae. The transcript has 3 exons.